AUGGCUUACCUCGAUCAAAGAGUCUAUAAGAAACAAGAUGUCGCUUGGUUGAUAUGGAUUAUUCAACAAUAUCAACUCAAUAUACCUCAGAAUCAAUCAUUAUGUAAUUAUGGAUCAAUCGUUGUAUUUACAUGUGGUACAUCUAAUGGAGUAUAUGGAAUAACUAGAAUAGAUACAUCAGCAUAUAUUUCAGGGGUAUACCCAACAACUCCCCCUUCUUUGGUAACCUUUUACUUUCCAGUAUUGACCUUUUGUAAAAUAACUGGGCUUGUUCAAACCGUUUCAAAUCCAUCAUUAAACAUUUUAGAUAGAUUAAGAAACUUACCAUCAGUUGUAUCAAUAGAGAUUAAUGAAGGUAGUUGUAAAUCAAUUCCAAAUGAUUUUCCAUUUGGAUUGAGUAAAUUGGAAAUACUGAGAAUUGGAUCACCAAUUGAAUCGGCACCAACCUUUUUCAACAACUCUGCAUCAAUUCGUACAAUGACAUUGGUUGCCAAUGGAUCAUUAAAUAUUGGUGAAACUAUCAAUAUGCCAUCACUCAAUUAUUUUGGAUUGACUUUGAUGGUACAAUCAACCUAUUCAAUGACAAUGACAAAACGAUCAUUCCCUAAAAUGUCCAAUUUAAUUGUUGCUUCUACCACCAAUUCAUUGAUUCGAGUUAGAGUUGAAUCGAUGCCAUAUAUUAAUUUAUUAUCACCAUCAAGUAAUGCACUUUAUGAUUUAACUGUUGUAGAUCCAUCAUCUGUAAUUGGAUUAACCAUUUAUGAAACAAGAUCUACAUUUUCACCUUCUUCAUUGGACGUGUAUCCAAAUAUCGAAAGAAUAGCUAUUGUCAAAUCAAAUCUAUCUCAGUAUCCUUGGACCACAUUCCCACCUAAACUAUUUGGUUUUGAUUUCUCAAGAUCAAAUUUUUCAUCAAUUCCUAAUAUUACAUUACCAUCAACUAUAGAAUCAGUAGUAUUUACACAAUGUGGAAUUAAAGGAGAAAUACCAUGGAAUAUUUUUGAUAAUCUUGGUACAUUUUCACUUAAUUUAAAUCAAAAUCCAUUGUUGACUGGUGUUGUACCAUCGACAAUGUGUAAAAUCAAUUCAUUGCAAAUACUUAAUACUGGAAUCACAGGUGCACCCAAUUGUUUCCUUUGUUAUGAUGGUGAUAGUUUUCAUUUUAGUAAAACUUUCCCAACCCCCGCAGGCUUUAUUUGCAAUAUAACAAUUGAUCAAUAUAGUUUAAGCACAUUUGGAGGGACUGCCAAUAUUACAGGUGAUAGUAUUGGAUUUGGAGGCGUUUCAAAUCAAGUCUAUCGUCUUGAACCUUUGGUUCCAAAUUCAAAUAUUGCAAUAUAUCUUCAAAAUCCAACUGCUUUUUAUUAUGGCAAACAGGUAAACGUUUCACUUUCAUCCAUUAUACCACGAUACACCUAUACCUUUACUUUUACUGAAGUUGGUGUGGUGUGGGCAAACGAAACAAUUUUACAAGCCACCAAUUCAACCUCGUUUACACUCUUCUUCCAUGUCCUAAGUCCCAUGCUAGUUCACAGUGUUACAAUCAAUUCAAAUAUCCCAUGUUUAAACGUCACCCAACUUUCCCAAAAGAUUACUUGUCAAACAAAUUAUUCACUUUCAACUGGGUCUUAUAAUUUAACCAUAUCAAAUGUUUAUGGUUCAAAUCAAAAGACUAUAUUUUAUUCUCAAAGGUAUCCAUCUGUAUCAUCAGUUUCAAUCAGUACCAAUCAAAUUGAUAAAUCAUAUAGAGUUUUAAUUUAUGGUAAUUUUGGAAGUUUAGGGCAAGCCAAUCCAUCGGUAUCAAUCAACUCUACGACACCAUGCAACAUUGAAUCGAUUUCAGAAACUUUAAUUCAAUGUAAUAUUACAUCGAUUGGCAAUCGUUAUGGACCUGCUACAUUGACUAUAUUGGUGGAUGGUGCUUAUUAUACAAAUACCAAUUCACUCUUUUUCACUCCACCUCCCAUAGAACCAUCACCAGACUUUAAAAAACAAUGUGAACAACAAACUCACAAUUGUAAUAGUAAUGGAGUUUGUAAUGAUCUAGGUUCAUGUCAAUGUAAUAUUGGUUUUAAUCAAAAUGAUAAUUGUUUAACAAAGUAUAUUAAUGAUACUAUACCAAUUGAAACAAAUCAAACUUCACCAGUUACUAAAUUUGAUAUUGAAGGAGUACAAUUUAUGUUUGAAAUGUAUUCUAUUCAAGAAUUGGGAGUUGAUGGCGAGACGGUAGUGACUGAACUAUUUACAAAAGAUUGGAUAUCUAGUAUUGAAAAGAAUGGUGAAUUGACAACUGCCAAUUAUACAUUACAGAUUAGUGAUGACAACAUAACAACACCACAACCAAAUGUAACUGCAACUAUAUCAUUCUCUUCAAAACAAAGAGAUUUUACAUUUGGUAAUCAAUCAUUUACAUUGGCACCCAACACUAUCAAAGUGACUGUUGGUAUUGAUAAUUGGGCAUUCCAAAAGUAUUAUUUAAAAACAACCAUCAACAAGAAUGAAAUCGUUGGUCGUGAUUGUCAAUUAGAGACUGUCGAUUCAUUCCUCUACGAUUCACUUGGCAACACUAUUCAAUAUCUAAAGGUAAUUAAAGAUGGUAUUCAAUUUACUGGUAGAUUCAUCGAUUAUGUAUUGUCAGAUGGUAGACAAUCCUAUUCUAAAACUCAAAUUGUCACUAGUAAUAGUAAUAAUAAUAACAGUACUACAGAUGAAUCGAUUGCAUUUAUUGGUAUUAAUAUGCCUCAAUGCCAAUCAUGUGUGAUUGAUCCAGACUUUACACCUUUACUCGUUGACAAUAAGAAUUCACUCAAUGGAUGUGACAGCGAAUCACAAUCAAACACUUGGAAGAUCAUUGUUGGGUCUUGUGUUGGAGGUGCCAUUUUCCUAUCUCUUGUCUGCGCUUUAGCUUAUUAUCUAAAAAAAAGUAAUCAUAUUAAACUCAAAGUCGCUCAAUUAAGUUUAAAAUUAAAAAAAUUAAAAAGAAACAAUUAA
This is a messenger RNA of Cavenderia fasciculata, 2991 nucleotides long. RefSeq names its product EGF-like domain-containing protein. Bases 1 to 2991 code for a protein of 996 amino acids. Lineage: Eukaryota; Evosea; Eumycetozoa; Acytosteliales; Cavenderiaceae. The transcript is spliced from 10 exons. The record is from RefSeq and is a predicted model, not a curated record.